Messenger RNA from Panicum hallii, 2010 nucleotides. RefSeq names its product casein kinase 1-like. The record is from RefSeq and is a predicted model, not a curated record. NCBI's taxonomy places the organism in Eukaryota, Viridiplantae, Streptophyta, Magnoliopsida, Poales, Poaceae. The transcript has 14 exons. Gene Ontology annotation, cellular component: cytoplasm; nucleus. The coding region runs from base 458 to 1810 and encodes 450 amino acids. Gene Ontology annotation, biological process: endocytosis; peptidyl-serine phosphorylation; signal transduction. Gene Ontology annotation, molecular function: protein serine/threonine kinase activity; ATP binding.
CCAUUUCCCAAUUCCCACCUUCCCCGCGCCGCGCCCCCGUCUUCCUCCCUCCUCCCUCCUCCCCCCGACACACCUCUUUAACUCGCCUCCGCUUCCAAAAAAUUCUCCAGUUUGUUUAAUCCAGACGAGGAACCUCCUCGCCCCGGAUCUCUCCCCCGCGAAUCCCCAGGCCCGCUCGCCGGCCCGGCCGGUCCCCCACGAUCGGCUCCGUCUGCGUCCCCGGCGGGAGGUUGACCUCGCGUUGCUGCGGGGGCCUGGCCUCGCCGCCGCCCGGCUCGGGGGCUCGGCGGUUCGGCGGUCGCUUUCGGGUUCGGUCCGAUCGAGGCCAGCGUUACCGUGGCAAUGCGGUCGGUCCGCGGGGCUGUUUGAGGCGCGUGGCUGGGAUCUGGAGCGGAGCUCUCUGUCGGUGUGGAGUCGGUGGUGGGCGUAGCGCUAGCGCGCGCAUUUGGCUGCCGGGAUGGAGCAGGUGGUCGGGGGGAAGUUCAAGCUCGGGAAGAAGAUCGGUAGCGGGUCCUUCGGGGAGCUCUACCUCGCCGUCAACGUGCAGAAUGGUGAAGAGGUGGCCGUCAAACUGGAAUCGGUGAAAUCACGGCACCCUCAGCUUCACUAUGAAUCAAAACUGUACAUGCUUUUGCAGGGUGGAACUGGGAUUCCACAUCUGAAGUGGUUUGGGGUGGAGGGGGAGUACAAUGUCAUGGUGAUUGAUCUGCUUGGUCCAAGUCUGGAGGACUUAUUUAACUACUGCGGCAGAAAGUUCUCCCUCAAAACUGUACUAAUGCUUGCAGAUCAGAUGAUCAGUAGAGUAGAGUAUAUGCACACAAAGGGGUUUCUACAUCGUGAUAUCAAGCCUGAUAAUUUUCUCAUGGGUUUAGGGCGUAAAGCAAACCAGGUAUUUGUCAUUGACUAUGGCCUUGCGAAAAAAUACCGAGACCUCCAAACUCAUAAGCACAUACCAUACAGGGAAAACAAAAAUCUCACUGGGACAGCGCGAUAUGCCAGUGUAAAUACCCAUCUUGGAGUAGAACAAAGCAGGAGAGAUGACCUGGAAUCUCUUGGUUAUGUGCUGAUGUAUUUCUUAAGAGGAAGCCUUCCUUGGCAAGGUCUGAAAGCUGGCACAAAGAAGCAAAAGUAUGAUAGAAUCAGUGAAAAGAAAAUGUUAACGCCAGUUGAGGUCCUCUGUAAAUCAUAUCCAACAGAGUUUACUGCAUACUUCCAUUAUUGUCGAUCCUUACGAUUUGAAGAUAAACCAGAUUACUCCUAUUUAAGGAGACUCUUCCGUGACUUAUUUAUCCGGGAAGGGUACCAACUAGAUUACGUAUUUGACUGGACCAUUAUGAAGUAUCCUCAAUUUAGAGAUAAAAGCAAACUUCAGUCUAGCGGCAAGACUAGUGGGUUGGCAGGCCCUUCUGCAGAACGGACUGAGAGAACUGCAGCUGAAGCUUUGUUUAGAAGAACUGGAUCUGGUUCCGGUCACAAUAGAGAACACACCAAGCACAGAAGUCUUCUAGAGUCCCUGAUACCAUCCAAGGUGGCUGUUGAUUCAGAUAGAACAAGGCCAUCAUCAUCAUCGCGCAACGGAAGCACAUCAAGAAGAGCCGUCCUUUCAUCAAGCAAACCAAGCUCUUCUGGAGAUCCAAGCGACCCAAACCGCACGGGCCGCAGCCGCCCAUCAACUACUGCCCAAAGGGCGCAUCAUCUGGGUGGAGCUGAGAUCAGGUCCUCGUCUUUAUCGAAGAUCGGAAGGUCUUCACAUGAUGACGCUGUCAGGAACUUCGAGCUGCUCUCAAUUGGCGCUGACAGGAGAAAAUAAGGAACUCACGAAAUGGGCUUAGGGUCUGGACUCUGAAGAUGAGGAUGGAGUGCUGGGGUGGUGUAAUGGCUUCUGAGCAGGCAGCUCCCAGGAUUUGUAUGUUGAAAAGAUUCUUCUCGAAAUAAAAGAGAUUAUGUAACUUAUGAGACUGUUUCCCAGAUCUGUGUUACCCCAAUCUAAUAGACGAGCUACUAGCUAAA